This is a messenger RNA of Cavenderia fasciculata, 915 nucleotides long. RefSeq names its product LYR motif-containing protein 7 (gene lyrm7). NCBI's taxonomy places the organism in Eukaryota, Evosea, Eumycetozoa, Acytosteliales, Cavenderiaceae. Gene Ontology annotation, cellular component: cytoplasm. Gene Ontology annotation, biological process: protein folding; mitochondrial respiratory chain complex III assembly. Bases 1 to 915 code for a protein of 304 amino acids. The record is from RefSeq and is a predicted model, not a curated record. The transcript has 4 exons.
AUGAGUAACAUUAGUAAACAAGUUAUUAAAUCAUAUAUUAGAUUAUUAAGAACAGAAAAGAGAGUGUUUGGACAAGAUAUGCCAACACUCGACAGAGUGACUGAACAGACUAGAACUCAAUUCAGAGCCAAUAGCAAUGAAUCUGAUCCUAUCAAGAUUGACGAGAUGGUACAACAUGCAAACGCUGUCUCUGACUUUUUGUUAACAAAUACUGUUCAAGCUGUUAAAAAGACUGAUACUCAGUUUGGUAUGAAACUCGAACAACAACAAGACAAGACUAUAGUAACAUUAAAAUUUAGACCAGAGAAUGAAUUACAUGUAGAAAAGACAUAUGAAUUUGUUGGAGAUCAAGGAAGAAAGAGAGUUGUAAAUAGAAAUAGAAAUAAGGAUGCUGCUGCUGGUGCUGCUGCAUCUGACCCAAUGGCUGGAUCGAUGGAAAAGUUUAAACCUAUUAGAAGAAAGUUUGAAUUUCAAGGUAGAACAGUUUAUGAAUGGGAUCAAACAUUGGAAGAUGUUAAUAUAUAUAUUACACCUCCACCAGGUGUAACUGCAAAGAUGAUAGAUUGUACAAUUACAAAGACAAGAUUAAGUGUUGGUUUAAAAGGUAAUCCUCCUUUUUUAGAUGAAGAAUUCUAUUCAACUAUAAAAGAAAAGGAAUCACUUUGGAUGAUAGAAGAUGGUGAAUUACAUAUUACAUUACAAAAGAUGACCAAGGCAGAGACAUGGUCUAUGGCACUCAAAGGACAUAAACUAUUGUCAGACACACAAAAAGAAACACAAAUCAGUGAAGAUGUAAAGAAACAGAUGAUGUUGGAACGAUUCCAACAAGAACAUCCAGAGUUUGAUUUCAGUAGUGCUCAAUUCAAUGGUGAAGCUCCUGACGCCAAAACAUUCCUCGGAGGAAUGAAAGAAUAG